Messenger RNA from Echinops telfairi (small Madagascar hedgehog), 1935 nucleotides. It is a transcript of the gene GPRC5A, whose product is annotated as G protein-coupled receptor class C group 5 member A. Gene Ontology annotation, molecular function: G protein-coupled receptor activity; protein kinase activator activity. The transcript is spliced from 4 exons. Gene Ontology annotation, cellular component: plasma membrane; signaling receptor complex; intracellular membrane-bounded organelle. The record is from RefSeq and is a predicted model, not a curated record. The coding region runs from base 69 to 1142 and encodes 357 amino acids. Gene Ontology annotation, biological process: G protein-coupled receptor signaling pathway. NCBI's taxonomy places the organism in Eukaryota, Metazoa, Chordata, Mammalia, Afrosoricida, Tenrecidae.
GGGCUCCCGCUGCCCUCACCCGCGGGAAGCGGCCAGUCCCCGGCUGACGUCCAGGCACAGGGACCAGCAUGUCUACAACACCUCAUCCUGGUUGCCGCGGGGACCUGCCGUUCAAAUACCACAGACUCUGUGAUAGAAAUGUGAUUUGGGGCAUUGUCCUAGAAGCCCUGGCUGGGCUCGGGGCCGUGACCUCCCUCACCUUCAUGUUGGCUCUGCUGGUCCUCAUCGGCAAGGUGCAGGACUCCAACAAACGGAAAGUGCUCCCGACCCAGUUCCUCUUCCUCCUGGGGGUGCUGGGGGUCUUCGGCCUCACCUUUGCCUUCAUCAUCACACUGGACAAGGAGACGGGGCCCACACGCUUCUUCCUCUUUGGCAUCCUCUUUGCCCUCUGCUUCUCCUGCCUCCUGGCUCACGCUCUCCACCUGACAAGGCUGGUCCAAGGGAGGAAGCCCCUCUCCAUGCUGAUGAUUCUAGGCACGGCCGUGGGCUUCAGCUUGGUUCAGGAUGUCAUCGCUGUGGAAUACCUUGUGCUCACGAUGAACAGGACCAACACCGCCGUCUUUUCUGAGCUUCCUUUCUCUCGUCGCAACGAGGACUUUGUCAUGCUGCUCAUCUACGUGCUCACCCUGAUGGCACUGACCUUCCUCAUGGCUUCCUUCACCUUCUGUGGGUCCUUCACCGGCUGGAAGAGAAACGGGGCACACAUCUUCCUCACCAUGCUCCUGUCCAUUGCCCUCUGGGUGGCAUGGAUCACCCUGCUCUUGUAUCGUGUCCCUGGCAACAGUUGGGAUGAUACCAUCCUCGGCUCAGCCUUGGUUGCCAAUGGCUGGGUCUUCCUGUUGACAUACGUUGUGCCUGAGUUCUGUCUGCUCACCCGCCAACGGAACCCCAUGGAUUACCCUGUGGAGGAUGCUUUUUGCAAACCUCGGCUCAUGAAGCACAGCACCGGUGUGGAGAACAGAGCCUACUCUCAAGAGGAAAUCAGUCAAGGCCAGGAAGAGAUAGGCGAUGUACUUUACGCCCCAUAUUCCACCCACUUCCAGCUGCAGAAUCGCACUCUGCCCAAAGAUUUCUCCAUCCCACGGGCUCAGACGCGGGCCAGCCCGUACAAUGACUAUGAAGGCAGGAAAGAGGGCAGCUAACCCGCCGUCCGUCCGUCUGUCCGUCCGUCCGGAAGCUGGGACCACUGCAGUGAAGCCGCAGAGCCCGCAGGGAGUGCCAGUGGAUCUGGGCACAGUCCAGGGCCUUCUAAGAACGGGCUGUGACCGACCGACCGACCGACCGACCGCUCACGAACCAAAGAGCUCGCGCCCCUCCCAGCCUGACCACUGCUGUUCUGCGCGGAAGGGUGUGGGGGUCAGUAGCAUUGUGGCAUUUUCUUUGGGCACGCACUCAGGCUAUGUCAUUGGAGGGGGGGUGAGGGUGGCUCUCUGGCAACUCAGGGUCAUCAUCGUACGAUCCCCCGUCAUUUUACGUGUGACUAAAGUUUGGUCAUCGGACCCCCAUGUUGACCCUUUCGUCUUCUGGUGCCCAUUCAUCUAACUCACGGCUGGUUUGGGAGCACCACUUGGCCCAGAGGAGGACUGUAAAUCCGAGCACAAACAGCCAAAGCCGCCCCGGCCUCACCCUGUCUAAGCCGGCGCUGGAAACACUUCUUACCUGAGCAGGAGAGGCUCAGGGUCACCCUGACUACUCAUCUUGGGGGGGUGCCCUGUCACAGGCCACUUCUCCUGUGCCCUCCCCAAACUGCUGUUAAUCCCUCGACCUGUUCCAGAACGCUUCAUCCAGAGUUCCUCCGGACCACACUGUCCCCUGCAGGCCCAUGCCGCCCUCCCCAGGAGCCGGUGUGCGGGUGCUUCUGGCUGUAAAUUCCUGGCACUGGAUCCUCUCCCACCCCUGGCUCCUCGGCUUGCUGUAAAUAGAUUUACACUGUGC